Messenger RNA from Scophthalmus maximus (turbot), 1690 nucleotides. RefSeq names its product collagen alpha-1(VIII) chain-like. The coding region runs from base 412 to 822 and encodes 136 amino acids. Gene Ontology annotation, molecular function: protein binding. The record is from RefSeq and is a predicted model, not a curated record. Lineage: Eukaryota; Metazoa; Chordata; Actinopteri; Pleuronectiformes; Scophthalmidae. The transcript has 2 exons.
GUGUGUGUGUGUGUGUGUGUGUGUGUGUGUCUCCAUCCAUCGAUCGAUCUACUGUCGUUGAUGUUCUGUGGCCCGACUCUGGCCACUUCCGCUGUCACCAACGUGGACUCUGAUUGGCCGGUUCGACGUGCGGCACCUGCCUGUCGUCCUGACGGGUGCGACCUCCUGAGAGAGAAAGUGGCAGCUCUGGAAAACGAAGUGAAGCAGAGCAGACAACAGAUCGAAGAGCUGAGAAGCAAAGGUUCAGUGAAGACUUUGUUCAAGCUCUUCAGGGUUUGAGUUUGACAUUUGAAGUGUGAAGGUGCUACAUGCCGUGUGCUUGAGUCCACGUUGGGGUCAUUUAUCAAAAAUAAAAAAGGAGCGUUGUUAUUGACAGUUUCUUCUGUUGCGUCCACAGAACAAAGUCCUGUGAUGUUCAGUGCAGCGAUGGACGGAGUGAACCACGAUGGACCGUUCCACACAGACACAACAUUAAUCUACAGCAAGUUGUUCACCGCCUACAAUCAGUUCACAGGAAUCUUCACUGCGCCUGUCUCCGGCGUUUACUACUUCCCCUUGUUUUAUCACGCUGGAGGAGAUCGUGCAGCCGACCUGAUGCUCUUCAAGAACAACGAGCUGGUGUUGACGACCUCCGAUCACAGAACGACACACGACGGGGCGGAUAACGGAGGCAACGCCGCGCUGCUCCAGCUGCAGCAGGGCGACCAGAUGUUCGUGGGCAUGAAGGCAAAUACACACGUCUGGCAAACAUUACGCUUGACCCCCUUCAGUGGGUUCUGCUCCAUAGAGGUCAGAGGUCGAGGAGAGCACGGGAACAAGUGACUUUUAUCAUUUGUUUCUGCUCUUGUAUUAAAAACAAUACUUAGAAGCAAAUGGCGUUUGUUGCUGUUGGUAUCAAAUAUAUUACAGUGUGUGUGUGUGUGUGUGUGUGUGUGUGUGUGUAACCCUCUUCAUCUUCAUCAUCAACAUCAAACCCUAAUGUUCCGCUUCUACAGGCUGAAUUAUCAUUUCCAUCUCUUACCAUUGUUUUCCUGUUGGGACUAAACCGUGCUCGAUGAAAUUCAUUUGAUUCAUACGAUAUUCCAUGACAUCACACAGGAAACACACACCUUCCAAAUGUGUUUGAUUGUGGAGUGAAGGAGAAGCACUGGAAUAUGAAAUAUGAAUAUAAAGACAGAGUUUUUAUUGGCUGAUGAAAAGAUGAUUUAUGGACUAAAUGGCUUCAUUAAAACAACAGUGAUAAUGAUAAUAUAUAAUAAUGAUAAUAAUAAUAACGCCGCGCUGAUCCAGCUGCAGCACGCGACCAGCUGUUCGUCAUGGAUGCACAUGCGGACGUUUGGUGGGUUCCUGCUCAGCAGAGGUUGAACAUGUGAUCACGUCAUUGACAAGAUGCUUUGUUAGGUCGUUGUUCUCUGCUGUAAUCAGCAUUACAACUCUCCUCUGCUCCAAUGAGUUCCUGUGUUUAAUGUCAUUUGAUCACAUUUUUCAAAUCUGAUUGUAAUCAUCACGUUUUGAGUCUCAUGUUCAUGGUUGUCUCUUUGAAAAGCUCAGUGUUGAAGACAUGUUCUUUAAACACACAUCACGACAUAACAUGAGUACAUAUGAUGAUGAUGAUGGAUGAUGGAUGGAUGAUUGAUAAUGAUAAUCGAUGAUUGAUGGGUGAUUGAUGGAUGAUGGAUGAUGGAUGGAU